AUGAUUCAUCUCUUUGUACAAGACAAUGUUUGCAUGCUAACACAUUUCAAAGCAUUCUUCAUCUCAAAUCCCUCUCGCAACGGUGGAUCUCUCCGUCGUAUCUGGACUUUCUUUCCUCAAGGGAUGGAUUACACCUACCCUUUAACUGUCAGGAUUUCACCUCAACAUCAUUCAUCGAGUAUAAACUUUGAACUCUCUUACGUGGCGCAUUGCUCAUCCUAUCUCCAGGAGUUAUCGAGAAGCUUGCAAAUCAGCUUCUACGUAACAACAUUGCUUGCUGAAGGGCUCUAUGUCAUGCUUGAACUGGUGUCCGUACCAAUACCAUCAAGCGUACAUGAUAUGAAGGCAUUCAUUGCCAAUUUGGAAGACUUGAUGCCUUUACGUGCCAUUUACAAAAAAUGCAUCCAAAUUGAUAGUAAUGUCCAGCAAUUCCAAAAAGAAGGUGCAAGUCUCCAAACUCUCUCAAGCUUUCUCAAGUCAGGCAAAGACCGAAAACGACAUUGCUCUUUUGUUUUCAAUCACUGA
Messenger RNA from Mucor mucedo, 525 nucleotides. RefSeq lists its product as uncharacterized. The record is from RefSeq and is a predicted model, not a curated record. The coding region runs from base 1 to 525 and encodes 174 amino acids. The transcript has 2 exons. NCBI's taxonomy places the organism in Eukaryota, Fungi, Mucoromycota, Mucoromycetes, Mucorales, Mucoraceae.